Messenger RNA from Fusarium pseudograminearum CS3096, 1776 nucleotides. RefSeq lists its product as uncharacterized. Lineage: Eukaryota; Fungi; Ascomycota; Sordariomycetes; Hypocreales; Nectriaceae. Bases 1 to 1776 code for a protein of 591 amino acids. The record is from RefSeq and is a predicted model, not a curated record. The transcript is spliced from 3 exons.
AUGUUUGACGUAUAUUGGACAGACCCUGACCGUGAGCUCGUCGGCGAGCAUCGCGCUAGAAAGGAAAAAAGACGAGAACAAAAAGCCAAACAGAAAGAAAAGGAACAAGAGAACUCCACCAUACCACGGUCUGCUUCCGUCGCAAGCACCACAUCAUCCACCGAGUCUCGCUUUGGCUUCCUUCGACCUCGAAAUGGAAAGCAAGCAAAGACCAGAGACAAGACUAAGACGGGGCUUCUGACCCCAAGCCAGCACUCUUCUCGCUCCAACUCGGGAAGCUAUCAUCGCUCGGCACUACUGGCCAACUUGUCUGAAGUGUCUCUCGGUGCUACAAGAGCACAAAAGGCAAGCAUUCCUGCUUCGGACUCUAUCAGCGAGGCGCAUAUCUGCAGUCGCCGAGAGUCUGGUUCCUACGUUAUUAAGCAUGCCGGAGCAUCGCAAACUCCUCCAAGAUCCGAGUCUGAUAAGCCAGAGUCGUCUAUCGAUAUGCGUGUCUCUUCUGAGGCUGACGUUGACCAUCCCGCUACACCUUCAGACUCGGCCAGCGAAGGAAAUUUUCCAGUCCCUUUACUCCAGAACGACUCAAUCCCCUGCCUUGUGCCGAGCAUUCGACUUCCCAAGGCACCCAAGGCCCCCGUCACCAUCAAGUUCCGGCCUAAUGAUCCCGACUCGUGGCGACCGCCUGAGGAAUGGGAGUACAUCGACCGGCUAGCCGAGGAGGCGCGACAGGCAGAGGCUGACGAAGACGUUGAGAUAAAGUCUCAGACUGAUAGCCAAGUUCAACACAACCCCGAGACGGAUUUCGAAAAUCUCAAGAAGCAAGUUAACGAGAUGGCUAUUGCGAGUCCCGCUGUCGUGCUUGCACGCAUCAAGGAGAUUUGGAGUGUCACCGAUGAGAGUCUCCAUCCAGAUUUGAACAUUGAAUUAAAGCGAUGGAUGCUGUCCUCUCUGAACUACUUGGAUGUUGACCAGAAGAGCAGACCUGCUGAUUCUUCCGAUUCGAUGUGUGAUUCUGACAGUAUCAAUAUUCUGGCACUCUACGAAUCUAAAGUUGCCGCCUCUUACCUGGCAGCUCUGCAUCCGACAAAGCAGGUUCAUCAUCUAUCCGCAGAACCUCUACCAGCCGCGCAGCUUGCCAAGGCUCAUCCAAUGCUUGUGCCGUCCAUAUCGACCUCCACGCUUCCACUCGAAAAGCACCUUUUCGAGACGGUAUACUCGCUUUCGCUCCCCUCCGCCAGCCCUUCAACCGAAAUUCCCGGGGUCCUCAAGAAUAUCAGCAAGUCCUUGCGAGUCGGUGGUUCUUUGCAUCUCACACUAAUCAAUCCGCUCCCCUGUGCGGGAACACUCGGCUAUCGCAUGCGAACAUGGCUCGAAGAAAACCUCCUGAUCAAUCUAGAGCGACACUUUAGAUGCACCAACCCGAACAAGUUGUUUCCGGACUGGAUGGGCGAAGCGGGUCUGCGCGGCCCAGGAAGUACUCUCACAACAUCCAAGUUCUACGCCGUUUCGGCCAGUAUCCGCAGCCAAGUCGACGACAACGAUCCAUUUGUCGAAGCAGCUCCCACCGCACGAGAAGUGAAAGCCGAACUGAGAAGCAUAAUCGGCCGUCUGCUAUGGUUGGAAGUCUGGGGCAACUUUGUCACCGGAGACAAAUGGUGGUGGGAGGACGAAGGUUGCGUCACCGAAUGCCUCGAGCUUGGCACAGUUUGGGACUACCACAUCAUAGAAGGGUUCAAGAAAGGGGAGACUCUCGAACAGAUUGAAGAAGAACCUUAG